GGCUACGGCACUGUUUCCACAGCUGCUGACUCCUUGUCCCAGAAUGGCUUAGCAGAACGACCUCAUUGGACCCUCAAGGAAAGAAUAAGGUGCCUCCUCUAUGCAGCAGGCCUUGGCACUGAAUACCGGACUGAUGCUCUACUUCAUGCAACAUGGCUUUACAACAGAACAUAUCACAGUGCCAUCAACAUGACCCCCAUCCAAGCAUACACUGGCCGUAUUCCCCUCAUGGACAACCUCAUCACGUUCGGAGCAAAGAUAACUGCCAAGCACCCUGGAACAAGGCCCUCCACCACACACCCUUGGACCUACGACGGCAUCUUUCUUGGAUAUGGAAAGACAACAGACAACAUCAAAUACUUUGAUAUUCAUACUGGCACAGACAAGACGGCUCGACAUGACUCCAAGGAUGAACUACAAUACGGAGAUGAUCCCCUCAAUAGAUCUCCAGCUGCUUCUCACCUCCUGAGUGUAUUCAGUGAAGAUGACCACAAAGCACACACUACAAAUAAUAAUCCAGAGACCAUCCCAAUGACACUAACAAACACCAACUCCAGGUCACCCGCCACCCUGAUAAAGGAUAUCAUCCAUGACUCUCCACCCAGCUAUACUGCGGCAGCCGCUGCAAAAGUCAGUGCACACCACAUUCUUAGAACCAAAUUCGAGCGACCAUAAAUUGCUACUCUCAUCCCUGAACUUGAGACCCUGGAUAUCUCCACUAACAUGUACGUCUAUGAAACUUCCCAUACACUUCCCCUCCAGAAUACCAAUGCGUUUCAUCCUACAAUGGGAUUCAUUGUUGCUCCCCAUCCCGAUAUUACGGGAGCUCUGGAAGUCACAGCCCUUCAAGUAGGCACCAUUGCACAUGCCCAUAUACGUAACUGGAAGCGACGCCUAAGGGGCACUAUUAUCACUUCAGUGGAUGGCAACCAAAUCAAAUCCUACGAUGACCUCAUCAACAUCAUUAAACAUGCGAGAGACUCGCAUAAGCCUGCUAUCAAAUUCACGUUUGGCUCACUUACUGGCUUAGCCCUGAGUGUGUCCCUACUCUACAAGCGGAUCAACUUAAUGUAAUUGCCCACCACCUACACCCCCUUAACUUCAACCAGGAUCUGUGGCCGGACAAAAUACAAUGGCCCUUGGCUAUUGACUCACCUGCAAUAGCCAAUGAACGUGUCCGAGUGGCAAAACUCACACGUUCUAAACUCAAAGGCACUGUUAAAUGGGAAGGCUUUCUUAAAUCUGAAUGGAAACAGCUCAAUCGAUACCACAAAGUGGGCAUGUUUGGAGAUCCCAUUGCACCUACUUCAGAUAUGACAAUACUCCCCUGGGUCUGGACCUAUCUCAAGAAAGAGAAUCCCCUCACAGGCAUAGAUGAGCCUAAAUCACAGGGCCCAUGCAACGGCGGCAAAAGAUAUGGCCAAGCUGUUACUCUGGCUGAAACCUAUGCAUCCUGUGUUGAACAACCAAUUCAUCAACUCACUUGGGCCCUUUCUGCUGCGUUAAAUCUAAAAUGUAUUGGAUAUGAUGUGGGCAAUGCUUUUGCUGAAGCCCCGGCCCAUAAGAGCCCCUUCUUUAUGUGUGUCGAUGACCCAUUCCAGCAGUGGUGUACUGAAUGCCUCAAACGCCCCCCCAUCCCAUAUGGUCAUGUGAUUCCCAUACUUAAAGCUCUCCAGGGUCAUCCCGAAGCUCCGCGUUUAUGGGAUAAUUAUAUUUCAAAAUUACUUAUCAUGGAGCUUGGAUUUAAGCCAACAACACACGAACCUUGCCUAUACUACAAACAUGAUGAGACAGGCAUAACUCUCAUUCUCUGACAAGUGGAUGAUUUCCUUAUUGCUAAUAAACACGAGCAUGUAUGUGAUAACAUCAGGGAUCUUAUUCAACAAAGAAUGACUAAUCCCUUAAAUGUACUCGGCACUAUCCGUAAAUUCAAUGGCAUACAUGUACAACAGACCAGAGACUUCAAUCACCUCCAUUGUGCUAAAUACAUUGAAAAGAUAUGCGAACACCAUGGAUGGCUACACGAUACUACCUACAAGCUUCGUAAACGCCCCAUACCAAUGCGAGAGGACUCCAAAUACUUAACACAGCUCCAGUUAGCCUGCGGCCCAACAGACCCAUCUGAUGCAAAACGCCUAGGAAAGACCAUGGGCUUUAACUAUUGACAAUGUAUUGGAGAACUCAUCUAUGCCCUUACCAUCUUUCAAAUUGAUAUCUCUGUUGCAGUUAUUAUCCUCAGCCAACACUCACACAAUCCCUCUAAAAUCCACUUUGAAGCAGUUCGCCACUUGUUUGCAUACCUCCUUGCCACUAAACACGAGGGCCUUACAUACUGGCAACCACAACCACGUAUGGAUCUCCCACAAACCCCUCUCCCACAGCCCCUAUCUUCCCCGGCUCAACUCACAAAAUUCUACCAAAGCACCAGUCCCCUUCAGUUGCAUGGUUCUUGUGAUACUACUUGGGCCUCAGAUAGACUUCAACGCUGCUCUAUGGGUGGUAUUAUCAUGAUGCUUGCUGGGGCUGCUGUCUAUUACCGGACACGGCUCCAACCCACCAUUGCUCAAAGCUCCACUGAGGCUGAAUUCACCAACAUGGCUGAUGCAGGCAAAGCAGCGCUAUAUCUUAGAUGGAUAAUGAUGGACGAAUUACAGCUCCCUUUACUCACUCCCACACCUAUUCUAGCAGACAAUCAUGGAGCUGUUAGAAUGGCUAAUGCUCAACAACCAACUCGAAGAACGCGACACGUUGAGAUGAAACACUUUGUUAUCCUUCAAUGGACUGAUGAUGAAUUUAUUGAGUUUAUCAAAACAAGAUCAGAUGAGAACUACAGUGACUCACUGAGCACACCCACUGGUCGAAUGAAAUUCUACACCCAUACAGAUGUAUUUAUGGGUAGAAUACGACCCCCCUACUUGGUACUAUCAGACACACAACAAUAUACCUCGAAUGGUGCGGAUACGCCUCUUUCAACUAACCAAAGAAGAAGUACCUCAAUUAGUGAGGCUAGGGCCCCGUACCAACUUUACGACAUCAUACAAUCUCCACUUGCAGCAAUCUAAAUCCUCUCGUAGAUCUCCUACUAUCACCAGAACAUGAGGAUAUUGACAUAAUUGACCAAUUCGACUCUUUAGAUUCUGCAAGUGUGGGGGUGUGAGAGGUAGUACAGACACCAGAAUCACGAGUAGCUAGUGAAUAACCUCACUCUUUAUUGUAGACCACGUAUUCAUGUACACUAAGGAGCCUAUCAACAUUUCACAUACUGUACUCACUGCUCACUUUCGGAGCGUGUCGUCAUCACGCCUUCCACAGUUUUUACCCAUGCUUCACAAAAAACAUGUCAGAUCGAUCCGAAGACGGAACAAGGGUCAAUCUCGUGCCGAUCAAAAACAGUACCAGGGUUACAGAACUGUUUGUCGCAUUCACGAAAAAUUAUCAUGUUCCUCAAAUAAAAUGAGAGAGCAAAUAGAUACAUAAUCCCACGAAGAUGACAGUUUCGAGAAAUCCAGGACGAGAGGAGUGCCUUUAAAGUGACGAGUAACAGUAGUGUUCGAGCAAAUAUUUGUUGACUCAAAUGAGAGCAUGUGUUGGUUGAAGAAGUGAAAUUCGUUUGAGGGAGACAUAAGUUGUUCUUAACGAUUUCUCUAUYGAACAUCGAAAACGGGGAACCAGCCAUGWUUCUAAAAUUCAAUGAUGACUCAAUUGGAUAUUUAAUAGGAAGGCCCUAGCAAUGCAGAAGUAGGCGGUAGAUGAUUAUCGUUCGAAUCAAUCUUUCGAAAUAGCACGAGACUUUUGGAUUUGUGUCAUGAAUGAUAAGCAAGGAUCACUCCGAUCCAAAUACAUCCACAUCACGAUACUUUCCAGUAACUUUGGCGCAUCUGUGUUGCUUUUAUUUCCCCGUCAUUCAUCGCACAGGUCGAAAAGUCGUGUGUUAUUGAAAGAUUUGUCUUCAGAUGGACAAUUCUGCCACAAGAAAGUCUGAUUGCAUACCUUUGCUGUUGCAACAGGAUCUUCGAGCAUCGAUAGCGUGYCACUGCACUGUAGAUUUUCCUUUGUGCUCUACAAAUAAUGACUUGUUGGGUUACACUUGUCCGUCAACCUACGAUCGGAAUACUCUGAUUUGGGACAACUAAUCUCCAUUUUGAUAAUUUGUCGAGCACGUGGGAAAGUCUGCAUUUCGCCAACAAACCAGAAUGAAUGAAUGAAUGCAAAAUAGUCUWUCUAUGUAUGCGUUGUCCUCGCGUUGGCUCGUUUUUCUGAGAAUGAGAAUUGACUGUUGUGUUUCCCUCUUGUUUUUAUCAAUUCUGCUUUGAAGACAUGAAAGUAAGAGACAAAAGAAAGGACCUCCCGUUGAAAGAAAAUUUGGUGGAAAGAGGUAAACAAAUCAAAAGAUAUUCGACUUUAUUGACAUUUGYAUCCAUCAGGUCAUGGCAUUACGAGGGCGGAGAUCAGAUUCCAAGAAGAGUUAGMACGAUUUGGUCACCAUGAAGGAUCGAGUCCGAAAUAAACUUACCGAUGUCGAAURAUCAACUUUGAAGCUCCUCUAGAACAAAUUCAAAACAAACUUUGUGCUGAUUUUUAUGAUUCCAUUUGGUGGAAUUCCCACUGACRAAAUUCUGAUGACUGUUUUGUAUGCCGUAAUCAUUACACGAAAGUUUAUUUCAGUGGGUGAUAAAGACUAGAUCGGUGUACUACAUAUUUUAUCCAGAUUUACCAACUUGAAUGAAUUUCACCACAUUCCCCUGUGGCAACAACAGCAACUCAUAUUCGUUCGACAAAUCUGACCUAGCUAGCUUGAAACGUUGCAUACGUUUCCUGGUUCAGUCAUACACAUU
This is a messenger RNA of Pseudo-nitzschia multistriata, 4835 nucleotides long. NCBI's taxonomy places the organism in Eukaryota, Bacillariophyta, Bacillariophyceae, Bacillariales, Bacillariaceae. The record is from the annotation of a GenBank genome assembly.